Molecule: messenger RNA, 1867 nt
Organism: Esox lucius (northern pike)
Lineage: Eukaryota; Metazoa; Chordata; Actinopteri; Esociformes; Esocidae
Gene: phf23b
Product: PHD finger protein 23b
Exons: 5
Coding region: 578-1558 (326 amino acids)
Biological process (GO): positive regulation of protein ubiquitination; negative regulation of autophagosome maturation; negative regulation of autophagosome assembly
Source: RefSeq, a predicted model, not a curated record
UGACAUCGCUUAUUGCUCGAGGAGGCGCGCAAGCUGCGCGAAAGGGACAAAACGGUGUAGACGCAUUUUCAACUCUCGUCGAUUGUUGGUCGUGUUAUGGAAAAACGUCAACUUCAUCCAAGAAAUGUAUUACCGGAUCGUUUUUUUCGUAUAUGGAUGCACCUGCUGCAGGUUUUCUUCGGUGACCUAAUUCGUUAGUUUACUAAACUAGGUAGUUUGCUGCCAGGAUUAUUUAUGCAAUAGCUGCUGUGACGAAGAAAUUAGCUAGCUAGCUAACAACGUAGCUAACUAAGCUUGCUUGUUAGCCAAACGGGCUCACACACAUUAUUUUACAUUUCUUUUUCGUUAGUCCGGUAUCUCACCGGCUUUACAACUAUCCAGAACUGUGGAUCAUACGCCAAAAAAGUCAAGGAUAUCGUUUGUCUUCGAAUUGUUGAAUACUCUGUUCUCGGCUGGGGCUGCUCCCUCUGACACUGUCCCACGCAGUCAGCAGCAGUCUCAAGCCGGGAGAAAAGCACAGCCGCGGCUAGCUACUUGGUAGCUACCAAGAGACACGGGCCUUGUUGCUGAGGCGACAAUGCUUGAAAUAAUGUCUGAACACCAAGAUUCAUUAUUGAAGUGCAAAACCGAGACUCUGCCUCCAGAGAGGAGAAAGAGGACUGUUGAAGACUUUAACAAAUUCUGCAAUUUUGUCUUGGCAUAUGCAGGCUAUAUCCCCAAUCCGAAAGAGGAAGGCCCAUGGUCUCCGGCAUCCUCCAGCUCCCCACACAGUUCAGCCACGUCCGGGGAGAGUGUGGCCGGUGGCGGCGGCGGCAGUGGGAGCUCCAUGGGGGCCAGCUGGGGGGACGGGGCCAACGACCUGCACACCAUCCACACUUUUGUCCGGAAGGCCCGCGCCAACAAGGGCAAGGGCAUGCGCCGCAUGCAUUCGGACAGCUCCCUGCUGGACAAAAUGCGCCUGAAAGACUCUCUCUAUGACGGCCAGGUGGCCAACAAGGCGGAGCGCAGGAAAGACCGAAAGCUAAAAAGGCUGUCGACGGGCUCCGGCGUCGGCGGCGCGGGCGAAAGUGGCAGCAGUGGCGGGGAGAAGAGGGCCCGUAUCAAGCGGAGCAAAAACCCAAAGCAGCCCAAGGGCCUGAAGAAGCUCAAAAGCUCGGCCACCCAGAGCGAGACAGACUCUGAGACGGGCCAUGCCCACCCCGGGGAGCGCCUGGUCCGAGAGGACCUGACAGGGCACGUGGUCUCCGCCGGGAUGCAGGGGCUGGCUAAGAUGCAGGCGGCGGACGAGUCCAACCGGGAGGCGGAGAUGAGCUCGAGUGAGGGCGAGACCUGGAUAGCGGACGAAGACAUCAUGGUGGAGUCGGGUGACGACUCUUGGGACUUAAUCACCUGUUACUGUGGCAAGCCGUUCGCGGGGCGACCCAUGAUCGAGUGUAACCAGUGUGGCGUGUGGGUCCACCUCUCCUGCGCCAAGAUCAAGAAGUCCAAUGUCCCUGACAUCUUCUACUGCCACAAGUGCAGGGACAGUCGACGGGCCGGGCAAAAGAAAGACCCAUGAAGAGGGGUCAAAUGUACGUUCCCACCCGUGUCCGAUUACAACAAGCAAGAUUUUCUCUGCAAUCCCUAAAGCUGAUUAUUAACCCUUACCUGGACGGCAACUAUAUCGUUAGAGUUCUAGGUUUUCUUUUUUGACAAUCACCAUCUUCACUUAUUCGUGUGGGUUCUUUGUCACCUUCUGCCUCCGUAAAAUGGACAGAAACAGGAGGAUGUUGUUCAUGGGGGGGUAUCUCUUUAUUAAAUGUAACAUACAAAUAGAUACGCCUCUCUUGCUCUGUAGUUUUACUAAAUUUAGACCCCCCCCCCCCCC